Oldenlandia corymbosa var. corymbosa is the source of this 1575-nucleotide messenger RNA. NCBI's taxonomy places the organism in Eukaryota, Viridiplantae, Streptophyta, Magnoliopsida, Gentianales, Rubiaceae. The record is from the annotation of a GenBank genome assembly.
AUGAAUGCUGACAAAACAGGACCAUCUUCAGCAGUUCUGUACACCUGCAAUGGCCAACAGCAUUCCUGCCAAGCUUACCUGUUCUUCAGAUCUCUGCCUCCUUAUAAUUCAGCCAUUUCCAUCUCUAACCUUACAUCUUCACCUCUCCCGGAGCUUUCUCGCAUCAACAACGUCUCGAGUUCUGAGAUCUUCCCUCUGAAUUCUGAAUUCAUUGUUCCAGUGAAUUGUUCGUGUUCAGGUAAAUAUUAUCAGGCUAACACUUCUUACACUAUCCAGAAUAUAGACCAAUCUUAUUACACCAUUGCGAACGAGACAUUUGAAGGCCUUUCUACUUGUGAUGCACUAAUGCAACAGAAUCCAUACGAUGAAUAUCACUUAAAACCCGGUUUUGAAUUGCUGGUACCGCUCAGAUGUGCAUGUCCUAACAGAGAGCAGACCUCGGAAGGGGUCAAGUUUCUUCUGACAUACGUGACUAAUGAGUUCGACGACAUUCAUGAAAUGAGUACUAGGUUCAAUGUGAGUACUUCAAGUGUAAUUUACGCCAAUGGAUUCGCCGACGAGGAUUCCGUUGUUUAUCCUUUUACAACCGUUCUGAUUCCUCUUCAGAACAGUCCUGCUAAAUCCCAACUUAUAGACCCCCCUCCACCACCGCCACCGCCAUCUUCAGGGGAGGCGACUCCGGUUUCGAUUGUACCUUCUCCAAAUAGUAGCAGUUCAAAAAAGACCUGGAUUUAUGCUGUUGCUGGAACUGUUGGAGGGAUUUCUCUGAAAGAGAAGGAAGAAAAUGAUUCGGCAGUUGUUUCAGAGAGAUAUGAAUCUGUUGAGCGUCCACUCACGGAGCAAAGGGCUGAAGAUUUAUCUUUACUGAGUUUCUGGGAGAGCAUACCCAAUAUAGCUCAAUCCCUUGAGAUAUACAGAUAUGAAGAACUUCAACUAGCAACAGACAACUUUAGUCCUGAUUGUUUGAUUGGUGGAUCGGUAUACCGUGGCACAUUGAAAGGAGAUUUCGCUGCUAUCAAGAAAGUGAUUGGAGAUGUGGCUCAGGAAAUCAAUCUACUUAACAAUAUCAGACAUUUAAAUCUCAUCAGGCUUGUAGGUAUUGGUGUCUAUGAUGAGUGUCGGUAUCUUGUUUUCGAGUAUGCUGAGAAAGGAGCAUUGAGUGAUUGGAUUUAUGAUGCCGAAGAGGGUCAUUUCGCUUUGACUAGGCAUAUUAUCGGGACUAAAGGUUACAUGGCACCAGAGUAUUUGGAGAAUGGUUUGGUAUCUCCGAAGCUAGAUGUUUACUCAUUUGGAAUUCUGCUAUUGGAGAUGCUAACUGGGAAAGAAGCUGCUGUGAAUGUGCACUUGGCUGACAGUAUAGUUCCUGUGAUCAAGGAGAAAGAUGGGAAUCAAAUGCUGAGGGAUUUCAUGGAUGCUUCUCUUGAUGGAAAUUAUCCUCCUGAGCUCGCAAUUUUGCUCGUCGAAUUGAUUGAUAAAUGUCUGAAGAAAGAUCCAUCAGUCCGUCCUGAUAUGCAUGAGAUUGUUCAGACUUUUUCCGCGAUUCUAAAUGACACAAUAUCCUGGGAAUCAAAUUAA